Messenger RNA from Mya arenaria, 2513 nucleotides. RefSeq lists its product as uncharacterized. The coding region runs from base 159 to 869 and encodes 236 amino acids. The transcript is spliced from 2 exons. The record is from RefSeq and is a predicted model, not a curated record. Lineage: Eukaryota; Metazoa; Mollusca; Bivalvia; Myida; Myidae.
UUUGUCAACUGUUUAUUUUUUUCAUUUUAUACAAUGAUCGCAUUACAUCGGCUUCUCGUGUCCCCAUUUUACACAGGUAUAUUACGUGAUAUAAACAUUCGCUAUUCGCCGUACAACUUCAUAUUUAUCUUGCUUUCUUAUGCAGACAUAGUGCAGCAAUGUUUCGGAGUGCAGUGAGGUUUAAAUGUAACAAAUUAUUGUUGACGUUAAUGUGGAUUCAGUUAUUUUGGAAUAAAAUGGAAGCAGGGAUAUGUGAUAUUUGUGCCUAUGACCACUGUGACUCCGCGGGGUUCUGUACGUAUGGUUGCCGGGAUACGGGGCUGACCUACAAGGACGGAUAUUGCAUAGGCGCAUGCGCGUCCAACUGUUCCUAUUGUCACCAGGAUCUGUGCCUGACGUGCGAUGGAGGCUUCUAUGGGUACUCGUGUCACGUGAAAUGUAACACUACCUGUCCCUCAACUGGGAAAUGUAACAGGCACUUUGGAAUCUGCCUCUCAGAAUGUGUGGGUAACGAAUGCGGCGUUGAGAUACCACGUGGUGACAGUCAGCACAUGUCCACGUACCUGGUUAUUGCUAGUAGUGUGAUCUCCGGCUUCUUGGUGCUCACUAUUAUAGGAGUAAUAGUCUGGUAUGCUAGACAGACAUGCCGGGAACCACGAUGGCUUGUACAUAGUGAUGAAAUUAAAGGUUUGAAUGAUGACGUCAUCAUGGACAAUGAAACGUGCAUAACUGACGGAAGUAAACCAAGACAACAAACUAGCUAUCGCAUGCAUGGACAAAAUAAUAGCAAACAAAUGCGUUUAGUAACUACUAAUCAUGAACAACAGAACUUUCGCUCGGAGUUUGAAAUAGAGCAUGAAAAUGAGUAAACUUUACAUUUGUAGUGAUAUAAAAUUAAUGUGAUUAGUACGGUGGCACAGGGGUGACAUCCGCAACACAUAAUUCAUAUUGUGGCCACAGCUUAGUAACUUGUGGCCAAAACUUAGACUAAGUAAAUUGUGGCCACAACUUAGUUACUUGUGGCCAAAACUUAGUAAAUUGUGCCAAAACUUAGUAAAUUGUUGCCACAACUUAGUAAAUUGUGGACACAACUUAGUUACUUGAUGCCAAACCUUAGUAAAUUGUGCCAAAACUUAGUAAAUUGUUGCCACAACUUAGUAAAUUGUGGACACAACUUAGUAAAUUGAGGCCACAGCUUAGUAGCUUGAGGCCAAAACUUAAUAAAUUGAGGCCACACAUUAGCAAAUUGAGGCUAUAACUUAGUAAAUUGAGGCGACAACUUAGUUACUUGAGGCCACAACUUAGUAAAUUGUGGCCACAACUUAGUAAUUUGAGGUCACAACUUAAUAAUUUGUGGCCACAACUUAGUAACUUGAGGUCACAACUUAAUAACUUGUGGCCACAACUAAGUAACUUGAGGCCACAACUUAAUAACUUGUGGCCACAAGUAGGGGGGUGUUUUGCGAAAAAACGAGGUUUACCGAGUUUCCGCAGAACACCCUGCGUGAGGGAUUGGGUGAACCUAUCUUAAACACGCGGCUAUGGUAGAUGCAUUUUCUCCCUCCUCAGUUAAAAAAUAAAGUAAAAAAUGUGGGGUUUUUCGAUGGAACUCUUUUGUGCGUAGUGAAAAUAAUGUGCGUAUAGAUAUGUGAUAAUUCGUGGUUGUCAUGGAUAUGCGCGCAGUGAUUUAGCUUAUGUAAACAAUCAAAUCGUUCUUUAAAAAGUUCUGUGAAGAGCGCAGCAUUAUUUCUUGAAUGGAGGGCAAACACUUUUUACCAACACCAAAAUUAAUUUGGAUUUUAAAUAUUGCAAAAAGACAAGGUUUCUAUGAUGCUACAGACGACGGUCUUCAACAAGGGAGGUAACUGUGUGAUGAUUAUUAAAAAGGAGUUCCAUACUGGUACUUGUUUUAUCUUUGCCCGUGGACACGAUAAGAAUUUCCAGCAUCGCAAAAUUUUGGGAUCUACUUAUCUGAGGUGGGAGAAACAAGUUUCCUUUGAGUAAAUAUAAACACAGUCAUUAUUUGACUGUUUUACGAUUACGAUAAGAAAAAAUACAUUACUUUGUAUUUGUUUAUUUGAUAAAUAAGUAUAAGAUAUGUAUUGUGAUUAUUGUUUUAGUCUCUUGUAAUUCUUUAAGAAUGGCCAUGUACAUGUACUAUCUGAUUCAUGAAUAUAUGUAUUGCAUGUAUGAACAUGGACGAGACUCUAAUUAACUAUGAAAUUAAAGUGUGAUAUAUUUCAGUAUUUUUAUUAUGCUUCAUACUCAAACGUUUCCACAUAUUUUGUGUUCAAAAUCCAAGUAUUAUUUAAGGAUUAAAAUUCGACAUGUUGCAUUUUAUUGGGGUAUGGUAUGCAAUGGGGCUGUUCAAAAUGGGUGGAGUCCGAAGGCAUUUUGAAUUGCGCCAUUGCAUACCAUACCCCAAUAAAAUGCAACAUGUCGAAUUUUAAUACUUAUAUUUACAUUUAUUUAAAUCUACAUUUCUACUAAAAUAAAUAGAUUAUUCAAGAGCA